AUGGCGCCCCCGUCCCUCCGUGCAUGCCGGCAGGACUCGUCGCCCUGGGACUGGAAGCCCCCGCCUACUGGGCGUGUCCCUCCACCUAAGCCCCGCCUCCGCGAGCACGCCGGGAGCGGCGGGCGCGCGGCGAUGGCGGGCGCGGGGCCGGGCGGGGGGCGGGAUGGCGCCGUGAGGGCCGCGCUGGCCGUGGCCGCCGCGCUGGCGCUCGCCUUGGCCUGCCUGCUGCUGCGGGGCGCGCUGCUGGGCGCGGCGGCGCUGGGCGCGGCGGGCGCCUGGUGUGCCAUGCGGCCCGGCCCGCCCGCGCCGCGCCCGCCCGCCCGGGUAAGCAAGGGGAAGAUCGGGGUAGAGCGGGCGGGGAAGCCCCAGACCGCGUCGGAGGUGCUGACCGCGCUCUGUCCCCACAGGGUGCCGCGCUGCCGGCCGCAGGCCCCGCGCCGCCGGUACCCGCUGCCUGAGGCCCGGCCGGCCGUGCCGCUGUGCUUGCCCGCCGCCCGCUGGGAGGGCGGCUCCCCCCGCAGCACGCCUUGGGCCCGCCGGGCCGGGCCGCUCCGCAGCCCCGUCACCGUGAGAAUCGCCCCGCCAGCCGUCAGCAUCGCCCGAUCCCCAGCUCUAGAACAGCUGGUCUCGCCUCUGGCCUUCCCAGCCACCAGCAGCCCUGACCCAUGUGCGAAGGAGACUGUGCUGAAUGCCAUCAGGGAGAGCAGGAAAAGGGCUGUGGAGGAGGAGGAGGACCAGACUUUUGAGAAUGAUCAGGAGACCAAAAGAAGGCGCCACGACAGCAGUGGAAGUGGGCAGUCAGCAUUUGAGCCACUGAUAGCUAAUGGUGCCCCUGCUUCUCUUAUACCCAAGCCAGGCUCUCUGAAGAGGGGCCUCAUCUCCCAGUACCCAGAUGACUGCUCCAACAAGAGGUCUCGCACCUCCUCCAUGAGCUCCCUCAGCAACACCUACGCCGGCGGGAUCCCCAGCUCCAUCCGCAACGCCAUCGCCAGCUCCUACAGCUCCAGCCGGGGCCUCUCACAGCUGUGGAAGAGAAGAGGUGUGAGCGUGUCCCCUCUGUCCAGCCCAGCGUCCUCCCGCCCCCAGACACCAGAGUGGCCUCUCAAGAAAGCCAGGGAAGAAGAGUCACAGCAUUCCAACGCUUCCACCCCAGUGAAAUCAGACAAGGAGCUGCAGCCAGAGAAAGGUGUGGAGUCACCGGUGUGGAAGAAGCAGAAUUCCCUGAGCCCACCAUCUGCUUCGGGGAGCAGUGGGAAGCGCAAGCGGAAGAUCCCAUUGCUGUCAUCUUUCCGUGGGGACCAGCUAGUGCUGCCCCCACCACCUCAGCUGGGCUACUCCGUCACCUCAGAGGACCUGGAUGCAGAGAAGAAGGCAGUGCUGCAGUGGUUCAACAGUGUCUUGGAGGAUAAGGCUGAUGCAGUCCCCAGCACCACUGCAGAGACAAUGCCUGUGUCCAAGCCGCCGGUGUUUGUUGUGACCUCCGCUGGGCCUAUGCCUGCCUCCACAGCUCCUGCCCCGGCCAGCUCCUCACUUCUGGACAGUCUGAAGAAGAUGCAGAGCAGCCAGGCUGUAUCCACAACACCAGAUUCCACUGGAACUGUGGCAGCAUCCCAGCCACCUCCGUCAGCUGCACAGCCACCUGCUCCUGCUGUGUCAUUGGAGUCAAGCUCUCUGCCUGCCAUCUCUGCUGACACCAAGCCUGUGCCUGUAUUGAGCACACCUUCCCCCAGUGCUCCCACUGCCCUGGUGGUGCAACCCCCCAGCAGCCUGGCCUCUCCUGUCUUCACUGAGCUGGGCCAGACACCCAGCAAGCCUCCCUCCUUCCAAAAGCCAAGCAUCCUGUUCGGGAUGCUGAACACCCCGCCAGCCAGCCAGCCAGCAGUGACUGCGGCCGCUGCCGUGCCCACCACGGCCACUGCUACACCCACUGCAUCCACUGCUGUGCCCACCCCACCCACUGCCAUGCCCACCACAACCCCCAUCUUCAAACCCAUCUUUGGUGCUGUGCCGAAGAGUGAGAACGCAGCAGUCUGCACGGCUGUCACUUCCACCACAGCCACCAUGCCCGUAAGCUCAGGCCCUGCCUCAACGUCCUCCACAUCCUCCAUAUUCAAGCCCAUCUUUGGCAGCAUCACUGCAGCUUCAUCUCCAGCAAAAGUUUCUCCUUUUGCCUUCAAACCUGCGGCACAGCCGGCCUCAGAGCCGACAACUGCCUCCACAGCUGCUCUGGCAGGAAUCACGGGUCUUCCAAACGUCAUCUUCACCACUGCAGCUACAACUGCCACCACCCAGAGUUCCUCCACGGAUGCCACCAUUAAACCUGUCUUCAGCUUUGGACCGAACCCACCUGCUUCCGCUGGCCCUGCUGCUAGUGUGACUGUCAGUGCUGCCACCUCCACCAGCACAACACAGCCCUUCCUGUUUGGAGGCCUCUCCAGCUCUGCUCCCAGCACAGAAACCAGCUUUACCCCCUCAGGGCCUGUGUUCCAGUUUGGGAAGCCACCUCCAGCUGCAGUCACUGCCACCACCAGUGUCCCAGGAGGCCCUGCCUUUGGCCAGGUACCUUCAAACUCAACGGUUGCUGCCACCACUGUGGGCUUUAGCAUAUUCGGGAGCACUACACUGACCACCUCUGCCCCAGCCACCACAGCUCAAGUGCCACCGACAUUCGGCUCCUCAGUUUCAGCUUUUGGCAGCUUUUCAGCCAGCGCAAAGCCACCGCCACCGUACCCUGGCACUGGGAGCCAGCUCACCUUCAGCACUGGGGCUGCUGAGAGCCAGGUGCCCACCAGCAAGCCUGCUGCUGGCCCCAUCAGCUUCACCCCCUCGUUCAAUUUCGGAGCCUCCCCGGCACAGUCGGUGGCUCAGCCAGCAUUUGGCAGCGGUGCCCAGCCAGCCUUUGGCACAACCAGUGCCCAGGGCUCCUUUGGCACCAGCAGCACCCAGGCAGCAUUUGGGACCACCACCUCGGUGUUUUCUUUUGGAACAGCCACCUCCACCACAUCCAGCUUUGGUGCCACCACCCAGACCACAAGCAGCAGCACCGGUGCCAGUGUCUUUGGCACCACUCCAUCUCCAUUCACUUUUGGGGCCAGCACCCAGCCAGGCCCCUCCACCAGCGCCUUUGGGAUGGGUACACCGGGCCUCAGCAGUGGGUCCCCAGCUGUGGCCUUCAGCUUCGGGGCUGGGCAGAGUGGGGCAGCCCCGGCAGCAGCGCCCUUCGGCUCAUCUCUGCCGCAGAGUGCACUGGGAGCGCAGGGCCAGAGCACGCCCUUCGCCUUCACCAUGAGCAGCACUCCCAACAGCAAGCCUGCAUUUGGAGGAGCUUCAGUGCCCACCUUUGGGCAGGGCACGCCUGUCCCUGGAGCUGUGGGCAGUGGAAGCAGCACCCUUUCCUUCAGGACACCCAGCACUCCUGCCUCAAGCUUUGGAGGAGUCGGCACUUCCUUUGGUUCAUCCACUCCCACCUUCUCCAUCGGGGCAGGAUCCAAGAUGGGCACUCGCCAACGGCUGCAGGCACGGAGGCAGCACACCCGCAAAAAGUAGCCCUGGUGCUGCUGGGCUCCACUGGCUCACGUGUGGGGGCCUCGGGACUGGAGCUGUCCCUAUGGUGGGACCAGGCCCCGUCCCUGACACCCACUGGAUGAUAAGCCAAACUCUUGUUACUUGAACAGUUCCAGACCCAAGACUGGACAAAUCUCUGUACAUAUCCACAAUGUUCUUUUCCCUCAAUUUAUUUUGCCUUGUUUAAUAAUGUGUACAUUUCUCCCCAUUUGCUUCUUGUAGCUGUUUCCAUGCCCCUUCCCAGCCCUCAGCCAGCCCCAAGGCCUUGUCCCGCUCAGAGCUUGGCUGGCGACAUGCCGUGGUUCCGAGUUCCUGUCAGACACCAUCUUCACCAGGUCCCAAAGUCUUUCCCAUUGUUCAUCCUGUGGCCUGGUGAACAUGGUCCCAUGCCUGCAGCCAGGGUGAGUUCCAGCCUGGCUCUGUUUCGGUGCCACAGCUGACUGGCAUGGGUGUGGCUGGGUGACACCCCUGGGACCUGAUGUCCUGCUGCCUCCAGCUGAGGACAUGCCAUGGCCUGGGACCUGCGCUGGAGGCACGGGGUGAGGAUGGGGGUCCCCCCACCCCCUCCCAUCUCCGCUGCUUCGUGGGGCUGUGGGCUGCCCCCACCCUGCUCCCCAGUUCUGCUUUAUCCGUGCUCCCGUUCCUGCACUCACUGAAUCGAGUUUGGAGGAAGAGCUAAACCGUGUGUGUGGCGGCAUGUUGGUUAUGCCGGAUUUGCUGUUUGGAGUUUCUUUUUCGGGGGCACCAGUCCUUGGGGGGAGACGUGCCCCGGCUAAUUGGGUGUUGACAGUAGCAUCACUGCGUGGCUGCUCGUGCUGGGGAGUUGUCCCUUCUAUGUCGUGACUAAAAGGCAGCUAGGACAGGGGAUUCCAACUAUGGCAGUCUCUCCACUCCCUUUUCCUCUCUCUUUCUCCUCUCUUCCACAUUUCAGGGGGCUCUGGAAUUGCUCACAGAAGGAGGCCAGAGCAGAUGCAUUCUCCCCUCCAUCCCAAAUCCAAGUUGUUUUUCAUUUUUCAUCCCAGUGGAUUUUACUAGCUCUUAGGAACUGUGGUGCUGCUUCCCUUGUCCCCAUCCAGCCAGGAGUGAGAUUCCCACCCUUCCCUGCCUUGGAGCUUCUGUGGAAGAGACUGCCAGAGCUGGGGGUCACCAAAGAGCCACCCCCUGCCCUGUCCCUGGUGAGGGAUGGGCACUCCAUUCCCAGGAGUGCUUUGCUGCUGGGUUUUUACUCUCCGAGCCGUGUGAGUGUGUGUGUUUGCUGGGGUCUAAAUUUAAAAAAAAGAAAAAAAAAAAGAAAAAAAUCACAAAUAUUUAAACAUUUUUUAGCAAAAUAAAAAUUUAUUUUUAUAUUUAAGCUAAAUUGCCUUCAAAUUCCUUCAAGCUUGGUUCAGUGAAGUUGCCUACCCUGCAGCCGUUAGUGUUUAGCUAUUCCCACCCUGCCUGUGCCUGUGGGAAUGCACUGUGCUGGGAAAGGCAGCUGCAUCCUGCAGGCUCUGCCAUGCUCCCCCCACUGUUCAUCAUCCCCUUCCUUUUAAAUGUGACGUAUGUGGAUGUGACUAAACCUUUUUUUGUUCGUUUUUUAAAGUUUUUAAUUAUUUCUCUGAGGGGGGGGAGCAGGAGCUCUGAUGUUACGGUGCUGAGUGCCAGGGUCAAGACAUCUCUCCCAGCAGAAAGGGCAGUUGAUGGGCUCUGUGUGGCACAGAGGGGACACAGCCCUGUAGUAAGGGGACAUAGAGGACCUCCAGGUCCUGAUGGGAAUGUUCUGGCCAUCAUCCACCAACAUGGCUGUGGGUGCAGUGGACCAAGAGCAGCCAAGCUGGGAAAAUGUGUCCUUGGGGUUGGAGGAAGCAGAGGGCAAGGGGCUAUUGCCUGCAAAGACUGACCUUGGGUGUCCUUCCCUGUGCCCGUUAGGAUUCUGGGCCAGGAGAGCACCUGCUCCUUGUCCUUGAGGUGCCAGGGUUUGGCCAGGUCAGCUCUGAGAAGAUGGGGAUGAGCUGGGACAAGGUUGAGGCCACUCUGACUCUGGGUCCUGCCCCCAGGUAGCUGCCCCAUGUAGUCCCACACACCUGUGAGGAGCCAGGCUGUCCCUUCCCUGCCACACAGGCCCUGCUGGGAGAGCCCCUUGUGCUUGGGGAGAGGCUGGGUUUUAACUGACUGAAGACUUGGAUCAUUCCUGGUGUGGCUGAUGAGGAUUUUAGUGUGAAUGUGCAAUUUUUGUUUCCCUGCUUCUUAUGUCUCCAGUUUAAAAUAAAAUGAACUGUGUUCA
Molecule: messenger RNA, 5827 nt
Organism: Melospiza melodia melodia
Lineage: Eukaryota; Metazoa; Chordata; Aves; Passeriformes; Passerellidae
Gene: POM121
Product: POM121 transmembrane nucleoporin
Exons: 14
Coding region: 1-3546 (1181 amino acids)
Biological process (GO): protein import into nucleus; RNA export from nucleus
Cellular component (GO): nuclear pore
Molecular function (GO): structural constituent of nuclear pore
Source: RefSeq, a predicted model, not a curated record